Molecule: messenger RNA, 833 nt
Organism: Osmia lignaria (orchard mason bee)
Lineage: Eukaryota; Metazoa; Arthropoda; Insecta; Hymenoptera; Megachilidae
Gene: BCAS2
Product: BCAS2 pre-mRNA processing factor
Biological process (GO): mRNA processing
Cellular component (GO): Prp19 complex; catalytic step 2 spliceosome; precatalytic spliceosome
Source: RefSeq, a predicted model, not a curated record
AUGGCAGGAGAAGUUAUUGUUGAUGCACUUCCGUACAUUGAUCAGGGCUAUGAUGAACCUGGAGUUAGAGAAGCGGCUCUGGCAAUGGUUGAAGAAGAAACGCGUCGUUAUAGGCCAACGAAAAAUUAUUUAGAACACUUGCCACCAUUAAAUAUAAAUGCUUUUGAAACAGAAGUAAUGAAACAUGAAUUUGAGAGAAUGCAAAAUCGUUUGCCAAUGGAAGUACUCAGUAUGAAACGGUACGAGCUACCUCCACCUCCACCAGGAAAAAUGAAUGAUCUUGCUGCAUGGAAUGAAAGUGUGGAAAACAGUAGUGCUCAAUUGGAACACCAGGCAACUAGAAUCUGUAAUCUUGAACUAAUGAUGGAUUAUGGAUGUGAGGCAUGGAAAUCUUACUUAGAAAUAUUGGUGCAACUAGUAAGUCAAGCUCAGAAGCAAUUACAAGCAUUGAGAAAAAAGAUUCAGGAAGUUAAUUGGCAAAGAAAAUCUAUGCAAACUCAAGGAGGAGAAAAACUGAGAGCAUUAGAAGCCCAAUGGGUUGGAUUAGUAUCAAAAAAUUAUGAAAUUGAACAAGCAUGUGUUCAUUUAGAGGAAGAAAUACAGAAAUCUAUGAUAAACAAAGGUGAAGGGCUAGAGAUUAGUGAUAUACCAGGAGAGGAAGAACCAGAUAUUCCAGGGAAAAAUGCUACAGAGGUCAUGGCAUCAGAAAUGGAUCUACAAGAGCAACAAGAAAAUCAAGAACCUUAAAGAACACAAAAUAAGAUUAAAAUUAUGUACAGUUAUAAAUAACAGUGUUUUAUAUUAUUAUUUAAAUAUAUUAAGUGUAUUUAAAA